Colletotrichum destructivum is the source of this 1436-nucleotide messenger RNA. RefSeq names its product Putative AttH-like domain superfamily protein. The transcript has 2 exons. NCBI's taxonomy places the organism in Eukaryota, Fungi, Ascomycota, Sordariomycetes, Glomerellales, Glomerellaceae. The coding region runs from base 123 to 1148 and encodes 341 amino acids. The record is from RefSeq and is a predicted model, not a curated record.
UUAAACACUCACGCAGCCACGCUUUUGUUUACGCUCAAGAAGGUUUCAAGCAAAACAAUUGACAGCCGCCAAGCUCACUCCUCUCAAAUUCAUCUUCUUUGCCUGUUGUCAGCAAACCAGAAAUGGGGCGUUUCAGCUGCCGUUGCUUUGCGCUGGUGUUGGGAGUAACCUCUGCCUUCAAGUUCGAUUUUGUGCCAGAACGCACAAGCGUCGCUACUUUCCACUCAAACCUACCAGAACUGUACUCUCUUCAGGAGUCUCAGCUGCAAUCUCCAGAACAAAACUCCUACUGGAUAGCAGCCUUCGUCACCGCCACCAACAACCACCAGUAUGCAGUCAUGUCUCAAACGUUCUUGUCUUUGAGUGGUCAGGCUCAGUAUCAGUCUGCGAUUCUUGAUCUCGAAGACACCAACAACUACUGGCGCACGGCAGGCUCAUCACCGCUGAUUGGAAAUGCAACAAUUAAGAAUGGCGUGCUUGAUAUUGAACUCGAAGCAUUUGGGUUUAGAGGGGUCUCUCAAGACAGUGUUUCCACAAUGAACAUGUGGGGUGAAGCAGAGACGCAUGCACUGAACAUCACCUUCGACUCCUCGCCAGUGCUCCUGAACGCUGGCGUUGGCCGAUUUCGGUGGGGGACUGGUGUCACGACGCAAUGGUCACUGCCGAGAUGCAAGACUCAAGGAACCUUCACUAUCAACGGUACCACCCUUGAGAUCGAUCCUGAGAGGUCCCUGACGUGGUACGAUCGUCAGCAUGGCUUUGGUGGACCAAGUAAUUUCACAUGGUUCGGCAUUGUUUUCUCGGGUGGUGUGAAAGUCAGCGCCUGGCUCUCUGACACCACGGGACCUUUUGAACAGCAGCUGAGGUUUGCCACCGUUCACGCAGAAGACGGGCUUCACCUCCUCCGGUUGAAGGAAGAGCCGGGAACCAGGGGCCCUUGGACAUCGCCCAACACAAACCUGACCUACGCUCAAAGUUGGAGUUUGAAGUUCGACAACGGGGAUGCUUUGAGCAUAAGAACCGUCCGGGAAGACCAAGAGAGACUGCUUGCAGCCCCAUUCUAUAGCGGAGUCGUCGAGGUAGAGGGCAGUUUCUUCGGUCAGCAGCACGGAUUCGGCUUUGUGGACAUUGUUACAAGUCCUCUUUAGCUGAAUGACAACGCCCCUAAGAAGGUCUGCUUAUUCCCGUUACAUGGAGCGCCAGGACUAGGUCUUGUAUGAGAUGGACAGCCCACGCAGUUUUCCGGUCAUGGGAAUAGCCUUUUAUAAGUAUAUUUGUGUCAUGGUCUGAGGUAUAUCAUGUUUCUUUAGGGGUAUGAUUUACUGUAAGUAGCUCCAGAUAAGGAUGAGAGGAAAGCUGGUGUUUUCCUACCUAUAGUCAAGAGACUCGUCAAACACAAGCUUCUAUCAUCAUAUGAAGACGUAGGGUGUAGCCCU